Molecule: messenger RNA, 1024 nt
Organism: Teleopsis dalmanni
Lineage: Eukaryota; Metazoa; Arthropoda; Insecta; Diptera; Diopsidae
Product: ubiquitin-like-conjugating enzyme ATG10
Exons: 5
Coding region: 266-985 (239 amino acids)
Biological process (GO): macroautophagy; protein lipidation; protein modification by small protein conjugation
Cellular component (GO): intracellular anatomical structure
Molecular function (GO): Atg12 transferase activity
Source: RefSeq, a predicted model, not a curated record
AAUAAGAAUAUAUAUAAGUAUUUAAAGCAAUUACUAUAUGAAAUUGAUAAUAAGAUAUUAAGCGUGUUGUGAGAAUCUACUGUGAGUUUGGACUAUACAAAUAGGUUUUAAUUUGACCUACACCAAAAAAGUGUUACGUGUUAGGACGACAAGUCAUAAUUGAAUGUAAAGUGAUUUCUAUCUUAUGGUGGGAAGAAAUAGCAACCUUAAUAACAGUAGUGGAUAAUUUAUAAAACAAUUUAUUUCUAUAACUAAAUUAUUCACAAUGUGUACAAUGACUUGGACUGAAUUUCUGGACGAAUGUAAUGAGUUUUUGAAAAUCUCGGAGAAGUUAAACGAUACUUGGAGUUUGUAUAAAAAAAAUGAAAAUGAAGGGAACUCGUUUUUAAUACACAAACAAAAAAUAACAAUUAAUAUUAAUCAACCUCCAUCAGACACUGCAAAUCAGUCAAAUGAGGCCAAAUCAGAAACUGCAAAUCAGUCGAAUGAGCCCAAAUCAGAAACUGCAAAUCAGUUAAAUAAUGAAACAGUUAACGAAGAUGACAACUCUGAAAUUAUAGAAAUGGAAUGUCAUAAUAAAGAGUCUACUAAUUCGAUAGCUAUUGAAACAGCUAACGAAGAUGAUACCUCUGAAAUUAUAGAAAUGGAAUAUCAUAUUGUUUAUAGCAUUUCAUAUCAAGUUCCGGUCUUAUAUUUUCGUGCAUAUAAAAGUGAUGGCAGUUUCCUGGAACUUCAAGAUUCUUGGCGCUUGUUUCGUAGUUACGAUGAAAAUGAGACGAUCCGCACAAGAGCCGAUAUGUUGUCAAUUCUAACACAAAUGGAACAUCCAGUACUUUUUAAACCGUACUUUGCAUUGCAUCCUUGCCGGACAAGUGAUAUUUUAGCUCAAACUGGUUCAAGUUCUAAUCGUGUUCUCACAUUUAUUUCUCUGAUGGGUCCUUAUUUACAAAUAUAUCUGAAUAAUAAAUAUGGCUUAUUGUUAUGACUUAUGGUGUCAUUAAUAUAUUAUAAAUUAUAAAAUAUU